CCUCUUCCGCCCUGCAGCUCCGGGGCGUGUCUGUCCGCGGCACCUCCCGCGCUCUAUGGUGCUGGCUGCUCCCAGCCUCCUCAGCGGCGGCGGCCGGAGCCGGGAGGAGCGCGGCGGAGGCGGCGGGCGCAGGCCGGGGCCUGCCGAGCGCCCGCCAUGGAGCCCGAUGUGGCCGAGGAGGAGGAGGGCUCGUCCGUGGAGGGCGCCGGUGCCCCCCCGGAGGCCGGCGCGGGGGGCCUGGACGCGGCAGGAGGUCUGGCACCGAAGAGGGCAGCCGUCACCGAGGGACCAUCGCUACCAGGACUGCCUGGCCAAGGGAAGAAGAUUGGUCAUCGAAGCGUUGAUGCUUCUGGUGAAACCACCUACAAAAAGACCACCUCGUCCACUCUGAAGGGGGCCAUCCAGCUGGGGAUCGGAUAUACUGUUGGCAAUCUGAGCUCCAAGCCAGAGAGAGAUGUCCUGAUGCAGGACUUCUACGUGGUGGAAAGCAUUUUUUUCCCAAGUGAAGGAAGUAAUCUCACUCCAGCUCACCAUUAUGCAGACUUCAGGUUCAAGACCUAUGCACCAGUGGCUUUUCGGUACUUCCGAGAACUCUUUGGGAUUCGUCCAGAUGAUUAUUUGUAUUCCCUCUGUAACGAGCCUCUGAUAGAGCUGUCGAACCCUGGUGCCAGCGGGUCCCUCUUCUAUGUCACCAGCGACGAUGAAUUCAUCAUAAAAACUGUGAUGCACAAGGAAGCUGAAUUCUUACAGAAGCUCCUUCCUGGCUACUACAUGAACCUGAACCAGAACCCCCGGACGCUGCUACCAAAGUUUUAUGGACUGUACUGUGUGCAGUCAGGGGGCAAAAACAUCCGUGUGGUCGUGAUGAACAACAUCCUGCCUCGUGUGGUGAAAAUGCACCUGAAAUUUGACCUGAAAGGCUCCACCUAUAAACGCCGGGCAUCCAAGAAGGAAAAAGAAAAGUCCAGCCCUACAUACAAGGAUCUAGACUUCAUGCAAGACAUACCCGAGGGCCUGAUGUUGGAUGCAGACACCUUCACUGCAUUGAUGAAGACGUUGCAACGUGACUGUCUGGUGUUGGAAAGCUUUAAAAUCAUGGACUACAGCCUCCUCCUUGGGGUUCAUAACAUAGACCAGCAAGAACGGGAGCAGCAGUCCGAGGGAGCCCACAGCACGUCAGAUGAGAAGCGUCCCGUGGGGCAGAAGGCACUUUACUCCACGGCCAUGGAGUCUAUCCAGGGUGGGGCUACCCGGGGGGAGCCCAUAGACACAGAUGACGCGAUGGGAGGAAUCCCAGCAGUGAAUGGCAAAGGAGAGCGUCUCCUGCUCCAUGUAGGAAUAAUAGAUAUCCUUCAAUCAUACAGGUUCAUCAAGAAGCUAGAACAUACCUGGAAGGCCCUUGUCCAUGAUGGGGACACGGUGUCCGUGCACAGACCCAGCUUCUAUGCAGAGAGAUUCUUCAAAUUCAUGACCAACACGGUGUUCCGAAAGAAUUCCUCUCUGAAGUCAUCUCCCUCAAAGAAAGGGCGCAGUGCCUUGCUGGCUAUCAAGACUGCUGGUCCAACGGCUGCGUUUUCAGCUAGCCAGCUUCCCUCUGAAAAGGAUGAGACACAGUAUGACCUUCGUGCAGCCCGGAGCUACCCCACACUUGACGAUGAAGGCAGGCCAGACCUGCUACCCUGCACACCUCCUUCCUUUGAAGAAGCUACCACGGCUUCCAUAGCCACAACACUGUCUUCAACAUCUCUCUCGGUUCCUGAGCGAUCCCCUUCGGAGACGUCUGAGCAGCCCAGGUACAGGAGGCGUACACACUCCUCAGGGCAGGAUGGCAGGUCACACGAGGAGGUGCGGGUUGAGGAGGAGCUUCAGCAGGUCAGUGUCGAGCUGGAGCCCAAGUGUGAUGUUGAGAUCGUAGCUCCUGAGGAAGAUGACAAAGAAGAGGCGGCUUCUUCAGCCUGUGCCAUUGUAACGUCCACAGCUACUAUAGAGGUGGAGACAGCCAGCCAGGCCUCAGAACCAGCCAGCCAGGCCUCGGAACCAGCCAGCCAGGCCUCGGAUGAAGAUGAUGUGCCAGUCACAGACAUAUACUUUUUCACAGAUGGGAGGUACUGGAUUUACUCUCCCCGCCAGCCCAGAUUCCGAACCACCUGGCUUUCCUCUGGGAGUCCGACAGACGAGAGGAGUUGGGUUUACUCCCCGCUCCACUAUAGCGCUCAGCUCCACUCUGUCUCUGAUGAGGAGAGCGAUACAUAAUCUCUAUGCAGACACAGAAGCCCCAGAGAGCAGCGAUUCCCUCUGCAGGUCGAUGUGUUCCCUUUUUGUUGAUGCAGCCAUUCCGGUGGGAUGGGGAAGAGCUUGCUGACACCAACCAGUAUUGCUGCACUGCAGGAUCCCGGGCACUGCAUUUCAGAACGGAGCAAAACUAUAACCGUGUCUUUCUACUUAUCCCAGACGUGGGCAGCAAAAGAAACCACCCGCUCACCCGCAGCUCCCGAGGGAGGCAGCAGCGGGGUGUAGAGAAUCCUGGGUAGUAAUACAGUGUUUUCCAGACGUGCACUACCGUAGCUACCUAUCCCUGUGUGAUACUGUGAACCUUUUUAAGUUUUUAACCAUGUAUUUAUUUCUUUUAUCUUUGCACAGAGACAGCACAAAUGUGCUUUUUUAAACAUUUAGUUUACUGCACUUUUUUCUUUCCCCCCUUUUUUUUUUUUUUUGUUUCUUGUCAUAUAUUUGUGCAUCAGAAAGGAGUGUGAGACCUCACUGGAGAAUUGGUAGGAGCACGUUGCUGGGGAGGGCAGGGACCGGAGUGGCUUCACUGGAGGCAGCAGCAUGGUCUGACCAACUGAUGGAGUCAGGAGGUUUAAGGCUGUCCAGACUCUGCCACGGUUUUGCCGAGUGAUCUAAGGCAAGUCACUAAACCACUCUGUGCCUCGGUUUCCCCCGUGCUAAUGGGUGCACAGUACCCGCUUCCGUUAAAGCACUUAACCCUGGGAUGAAAGGUGCUAUGAAAAUGCAAUGUAUUAAAGGCCAUGGAAUAGAAUCACUCCCAUGUUACAGUAGUCCAAAGUAGCCAUGCCAAUUUUCUUGGAUUAAAGCAUCGCUGGUGACUUCUCUCAAUCUGUGACACUGUGCGGGGCCAGCGAGAGCGAUCCCGGAACGAUCCCGAGGGACAGUGACGUUGUCACCUCCACUCCUCCGGCUGGCGUGCUGGGUUCUGCCUUCGCCCUGUGCUGCACCGCUGCAUCACCCCUCGCUCUGUGCUCGGAGUCCCAACGCUUCAGCUGAACCAGCUGCCGGACCGGACGCACGGGCACGGACAGAUGUGCACCUCCUGGGACCAGCUGUGGCCUGGCCAGACACUGCAUCCCACUGGAGCCACUUAGCACCUUGCAUGCUCAUGGGUGUACUCGGGUGGGGGGGCACAAACAUUGGUUCAUGUAGAUCAUCCGUACCUCAGGGCAGGCAGCGAGGUGCUGGAGGCGGGAACGGGAGCUUGGCUCUGCCACCGAAUUCCGUGUUCACGGGCUCUGUUGGUGACUGGGAUGUUGCCUGUGGUAACAUCAGCUCUUGGGAAUCACUGCUUCAGCUGUCUGAGAUAGUUUGCUUGAGGAGGGCUUUAAAGCAAGGGGAUUUGGUGUUACUGGGUAGUGUUCAGACAAGGCUCACCCAACUGCCAGCAGGACACACACCAUAGCAUUGUCUUGAACUCAAGCAAGCCCAGCCUCAUCUCCCAGGGAGAAGAAAGGAAAUCCUUUAGACCAGAAGGAGCCAGGUCUCAUUCCUGUGCUUUAUGAGCCUUGCCUAAGCAAAAGGGUCAAAAUGUCUUUAUUCUCAUUACAAUGUUCAGACUGUCCUUGGGAUUCCUUGUAGAGGAGUGGGGGAGAGGGACCCUUCUCUCAGGGCUCGGUCCCCCCAAUCUGCAUUCCCACCAGUGCUCAGAACAGCUUAAUUCAGGUCCCGCAAGGGAACUGGGCUGGUGGGAAGCUCUGCCGUGUGCUGAACUUGGUGAAGAUCUUCAGGAAUGGAUGUUUUCUUGCCUAGCAGUGCAGGACCCAGACUUCCCCCCCUUGCCUGCAGAUGCUGAAGGCUGUAAGGUGUGCUGCUCUCGAGAGCACAGGCUGGGGAUCUUGCAAGCUGCUGACAUUAGAUGUAUUCAUGUAUUUACCAAAUAAUCUAUCAGAAGUCUUUAACUCUCCCUUUUCAGUCACUCCUUGAUGGCUCAUUCUCCCAGCUGCUAGCAUUGCUCCAUGGCAGCCCUGCUGCAGGCUGGGGAAUGGCUCUUAUUCCCUCUCUGUGCCAGCUCGGGGCUCCACAGGCUGUGGGCAGCGCUCCAGGGGCUCGGAGGAGAGGAGGCAGGAGGAGCGUGAUACCUACAGACCAACCUGCGUCUGGGCUGAAAGCUGGAGGCUUCAGAAUGCUGAGAAUUCAGCCUUUUUUUCCUCUCGAAGUGUGAUGCUGUGUGUAGAGAGGCCAGAGGGAGCCACAUCCCUUGUGCAUCUUCAGAUGUUGCUCUUGGGUGUUGUGCUGGAGGAGGCCAGGAAGUUGGGCUUGGGUGGCCUGGCCUGAGCUCACCACCCUGGAACCACCCUGCUUGUGGGUGCUGGGUUUGUCCCCCUCAGGCCUUUCCAGCCAACUGAAAUCAAGCACCUUGUUUAAGAUGGUUUAAACGUUGUUGAUGGAAACUUUUAUUCCUUCUCCUCACUUCAGGGGGCUCUAAAGCCUCUGUGCAGGGAGCAUCUGAGCCCCACCUCCAUGGAGCAUCUCCGUGAAUGAACUCCACAAGCCGGAGCUGUGCUUGGUUCCAAGAGAGGUGGAGGACCCCAAACCUCUUGCAGCAUGUUCAUUCCAAGCGGUGUCUUUCCUCGAGCAUUCAGGCUUUUUGAGACAAUCCUUGUGCAGUUCUGUCACACUGAACCUCCAGCCCAUCUGGGUCGUAAGCUGCCUGUACUUUCUUGGUCAGGGUUUUCUCUAGUGGCCCAGCAGCUCCCUGGUGUAACUCCUUGCUCUGUCCAUCGUUAAGAGGAAGCACCAUUUUUCUCUUAUUCCACCAAGGUUUGAGCAGAGCAGCCCUAUGAGGUAGCCGGUCCCCACGUAGCUGUUUGCUCUCCUGCAUCCCUAUCUGGGACUCUUGGCUGUGUGGAACAUGCUGAGGCUGCUGGUGAGCCUUCAGCUCGGGCUAUUGCCGAAGUGCAGGUGGAUUUAGCAAGAGAAAUCUGGCAUCUGCGUCUGUGCUUGCCAUCGAGCUCCUGUGAAGGCUCUGGUGGGGCACACCCAAGGGGCUGGCACAGAGAGCCCCGAGUGCCCAAACUGCACUUUCCGAAGUGUUUUAGUGAAGCUCAAGCACUUGCAGGUGUUGGUGCAGAGCUGGCACAGGCACGGCUGUUGGCCUGCGCUCUGUUCCCCCCUGUCCCUCACUCCCAGCUGCUCUCAUGCUCCGAUGAGGACGAGGUGGAAGCCGCAGCUCAGGCGUUUUGGACCGUGUCGGGUUUUCCUUUCUGUUGAUGUCUACAUUAGACCCGAGUAUGUUCUGGUGGAUGUUCCUAUUCCUGCUCAUUCUGUGUCCGCUCUGUGCGUGCACCGUGUAACGAAUGUAUGUAAGUAGCGGGGCGCGGGGGGGGCUGGCGGCAGAAAUGUGAUGCCAACCUGUGGCUGUUGUCAUGUUUCUCGUUGGGGGUGAAGCCAUGAGCUUUUCUGAUGUUCUUGGUUGUUCCGAGGGGUUUUUCCCCCCCCCUUCGGGGAGAACUGUAAUGGAUGCUCUGUCCUGCUCUGUGAUAAAGCAUAGUCUGUGCUGUG
Molecule: messenger RNA, 5793 nt
Organism: Strigops habroptila (Kakapo)
Lineage: Eukaryota; Metazoa; Chordata; Aves; Psittaciformes; Psittacidae
Gene: PIP5K1C
Product: phosphatidylinositol-4-phosphate 5-kinase type 1 gamma
Exons: 19
Coding region: 157-2253 (698 amino acids)
Biological process (GO): phosphatidylinositol metabolic process
Molecular function (GO): phosphatidylinositol kinase activity
Source: RefSeq, a predicted model, not a curated record